CAUCGCACUAAUAAUAAUCGCGAAAAUGGUUUAUCUAUCGCCUAGUCAACAUGGCGAUUGCCUCAAAUGCUAUCUCGCCACUCCAUUCACAGAUGACGAGCUGAAAGCCUUCAAGGCAGCUUUUGAGCUGGGCGCAUGCUCCAAAUUCGCUCCUCUCAUGCAGCUCAAGAUUCUCCACGCACCAAAAGAUUAUCUAGGCAAAUCGCAUCAAUACAUUCGCGCAAAAGAAACUGAAGCCGGAAACAAAGAUCCACUUAUCGUCGUUGAUGAUGAAGCCAACAGCAGAGGCGCAGUCUGGUACAUUGACCAGUUCGCUGAAGAAGACCAAGUCGAAGACGGGGAGGCUGAGAGCACAGAUGUUGUUUUCAAGAUCUUCACUCAGACGGAGGCUUUGGCUGUCUCUCACAUAAACUACGCCAUCGCCAAUUCGAGCAUUGGUGAAGAUCUUGACAAUUGCACGGUGGAUCUACCCCUCACCAACGACUUUCAUCAAUCCGAGUUGAAUGACUGCGGUGGCUUGGACUUUGAACAGCAGCAAUGGGAGCAAGAUGCUUGGGUUAUUGCUGAACCUGGAGAAUUUGAAGAGAGCAACAAUCCUGAGCUGUUGAAUAAUUUCUCCCUCCUCCGGAGAAGGUGGCUAGGCUGAAGGACGAUGUUGCCGAGUCAAUUGGGUUGGUCAGCUCUUGGACAAUUCCAAGCAACGCAGAGCCUAUUGAUCUUGAAGACGGAACUAAGAAAGAGUUCC
This is a messenger RNA of Fusarium odoratissimum NRRL 54006, 745 nucleotides long. RefSeq lists its product as uncharacterized. The transcript has a single exon. The record is from RefSeq and is a predicted model, not a curated record. The coding region runs from base 26 to 646 and encodes 206 amino acids. Lineage: Eukaryota; Fungi; Ascomycota; Sordariomycetes; Hypocreales; Nectriaceae.